AUGGGAAGAUAUCAUUACCUUUUAGGGCUACUGCUCCUAUUCGUGUCUUCAUUCCUCUGGUUCACCUCAACUCUUGGCGGAGAGCCAGAGCCAUCGACCAUUGCCCUCACCUAUGGCUCUUGCGAUUGCCCAGGCGAUGGUGCAAACGGCACCGCUUCAAAAACCGACGUCAAUCCUUCUCAAUCCUCAGACAUCGCAACUGAAACCGAGACCUCGCCACCGCCUCGGCCAUCGAGUUACCUCCCAAUCACCAAUACUUAUGACAAUGCGCAAGCUACAUUCCCGUUGAAGCUGUGGCAAAAGUCCGGUUCAAGAGGCAUUGACCCAGACCGCUGGGGCAACGUGCAAAGCUGGCUCAUACAAAACCCUACACUUCGACAUGAAAUUCUCAGCGACGGAAGCGCCGAUGAGUACGUCCGCGACAACUUCGCCGAUUUCCCCGAAAUCCGAGACCUCUAUCUUUCAUUACCGGUGCCGAUUCUGAAAGCCGACCUGCUACGGCAACUCAUUCUCUACAACGAUGGCGGUAUCUGGAGCGAUCUAGACGUGACGUGCCACAAGCCAAUCGACACAUGGAUUCCGGAGGAAUACCGGGGCCGAACAAACGUGGUGGUGGGCUUGGAAUUCGACGGAUCACAAUUCGCCAGCUGGACAGUGAUGAGCAAGCCCAAAACAAGCCACGGAGUUGCCGUGGUCAAAUACGUUGUGGAGAAACUGCAAGCCUCUGCCGCAGAGCACGGACACACCACUGCCGAACUCAACAUGACCAUGAUUUCAGAUGUCGUGGAUGUGACGGGCCCCCAAGCAAUGACUGUGGCCCUGCUGCGCAACUUGGAGCAGGAAAUGGGUGUGCCGGUAGGACGUGCGAAUAUCACCAAUAUAAUGAAGCCGACACUGCUACAUGAUGUGCUCGUGCUGCCCAAUGCGGCGUUUGCUUCUUUGCAGGCCGGACAUCCUGAAGAUCGAGGCCCAUAUCUCGUUGAGCAUCAUUACGCCGGUUCUUGGAAGAAUGCCCACGGGGGUGAGAGGCAAUGA
Messenger RNA from Penicillium brevicompactum, 1035 nucleotides. RefSeq names its product glycosyltransferase family 32 protein. Gene Ontology annotation, cellular component: mannan polymerase complex. The record is from RefSeq and is a predicted model, not a curated record. Lineage: Eukaryota; Fungi; Ascomycota; Eurotiomycetes; Eurotiales; Aspergillaceae. The transcript has a single exon. Gene Ontology annotation, molecular function: alpha-1,6-mannosyltransferase activity. Bases 1 to 1035 code for a protein of 344 amino acids. Gene Ontology annotation, biological process: protein N-linked glycosylation.